GUCAGUGACACACACUCUAUCUCUCUGUUUUCCAUAUAUUAUCUCGUCCGUCGAUCUAGCGUCACUUUUCACAUUUCUCUCUCUCUCUCACACACACACACAUCUGUCUCCACUUCGUCACUCCUAACCACCACCACCGUCGUCUCCGGCAACGGUUUCAACCAAAACCUCAUCGUAUCGGUCGUCGUGGAUCUAACAAUCUCAGAUCCGCGACUGCAGUCCACGCGCCUUUCGAAAAUGGAGGAAGCACUAGAAAUGGCACGCUCCAAGGACACCAAGGAACGAAUGGCCGGAGUAGAGAGACUUCAUGAACUUCUAGAAGCAUCUAGAAAGAGCUUGAGUUCAUCGGAAGUGACGUCACUAGUGGAUUGUUGUUUAGAUCUUUUAAAAGAUAAUAAUUUUAGGGUUUCGCAAGGGGGAUUGCAAGCUCUGGAUUCAGCAGCAGUGCUUUCUGGUGAACAUUUGAAACUUCAUUUCAAUGCUUUGGUUCCUGCUACUGUUGAACGCUUAGGUGAUGCUAAACAGCCUGUUCGUGAUGCCGCUAGACGCCUUUUGAUUACUCUCAUGCAGGUUUCUUCCCCAACUCUUAUUGUUGAAAGAGCUGGGUCUAAUGCCUGGACGCAUAAAAGCUGGAGAGUUCGAGAAGAGUUUGCAAAAACGGUCACAUCCGCUAUUGGCCUUUUUGCAUCUACAGAGCUACCCCUGCAACGUGCUAUUCUUCCUCCUAUAUUACAGAUGUUAUACGACCCUAAUCCAGGUGUGAGAGAAGCUGCUAUUUUAUGUAUCGAGGAGAUGUAUACUCAUAUUGGGCCUCAAUUCCGUGAAGAACUUCAGCGCCAUCAGCUUCCAUCAUCAUUGGUAAAAGAUAUUAACGCCAGACUAGAAAGAAUUGAACCAAAACAACGUACCACAGAUAUACGAGUUAAUACCUAUGCUCCUGCUGGUCCCAAGCUUACUAAUCACAAUCCUAAAAGAAGCAGUCCCAAGGCCAAGACUUCUUCUCGUGAAGUUUCUCUCUUUGGAGGGGAAACUGAUGUAACUGAGAAGCCCGUAGACCCAAUUAAAGUUUACUCAGAAAAGGAGCUGGUUCGUGAGUUUGAAAAGAUUGCUUUGCUUCUUGUUCCUGAAAAGGAUUGGUCCAUUCGGAUUGGAGCUAUGCAACGAGUUGAGGGCCUUGUCAUUGGAGGUGCAACUGAUUAUCCAUGUUUCCGUGGACUUUUGAAGCAACUUGUUGGUCCCCUAAGCACUCAGUUAGCUGAUAGGAGAUCUAGCAUAGUUAAGCAGGCUUGUCACUUACUGAACUUUCUAUCCAAAGAGCUGCUGGGAGAUUUUGAAUCAUUGGCCGAGAUGUUUAUACCUGCUCUUUUCAAACUUGUUGUGAUAACGGUACUUGUAAUUGCAGAGUCUGCAGAUAACUGCAUUAAAACGAUGUUGCGUAACUGCAAAGUUUCGCGGAUCCUUCCUCGUGUGGCUGAAACUGCAAAGCAUGAUCGAAGCUCUAUACUACGUGCCAGAUGUUGCGAAUAUGCCUUGUUGAUACUGGAAUACUGGGCCGAUGCACCUGAGAUUCAACGGUCAGCUGACCUUUACGAAGACCUUAUUAAGUGUUGUGUGGGAGAUGCAAUGAGCGAGGUACGGUCUACUGCUAGAGCAUGCUACAGAAUGUUUUCCAAAACUUGGCCUGAUCGUUCCCGUCGCUUGUUUUCAUUGUUCGAUCCUGUUAUUCAAAGGAUAAUAAAUGAAGAGGAUGGGGGAAUGCACAGGAGGCAUGCAUCACCCUCACUUCGCGAGAGAAAUCCACAAACGCCACUUAAUGCUCAAAGUUCUGCAUCAGGUCUAGCUGGAUAUGGAACGUCAGCAAUUGUUGCCAUGGAUAGAAAUGCAAGCUUACCGUCCGCGUCUGCUGCAUCUCUCUCAUCUGGGCUGUUUUCAUCUCAGUCAAAGCCCAUAAACAAGACUACGGAACGUAGCCUAGAAAGUGUAUUACAUGCUAGCAAACAGAAGGUGACGGCCAUUGAAAGCAUGCUUAGAGGUUUAGAUUCUGGGAGAGUUAGGUCAUCAAGCCUGGAUCUAGGAGUGGACCCACCUUCAUCUCGUGAUCCGCCAUUCCCUCUUGCUGCUCCUGCUUCCAAUAGUCUCACCAGCUCUUUAUCAUUAGAUACAACUACCUCUGGCAUCUCAAAAGGUAACAAUCGUAAUGGUGGCUUGGUCUUGUCUGACAUCAUCACUCAGAUUCAGGCUUCUCGGGAUUCUGCUAAGCACGCGUAUCGUGGUAAUGUUGCGAAUGAGACUUUGUCAUCACUUUCAUCCUACUCGCAACGAAGAACUUCAGAAAAGCAUCAAGAAAGAAGCUCGUUUGAGGACAACCAUGACAUCAGAGAGGCCAGGCGGUCAGUGAAUUUGCACACAGAUAGACAGUACUCGGAGACACCAUACAGAGAUUCACACUUCAGGGAUUCUCAUAAUAGUCAUGUACCCAAUUUUCAGAGACCUUUAUCAAGAAAAAACGCACCCGGGCGAAUGGCUUCAAGCAGGCGUAGGAGUUUUGACGAGAGCCAGUUCUCUCCUGGAGAGAUGUCAAGCUAUACAGAUGGUCCAGCUUCCUUGAAUGAUGCUCUGAGUGACGGUCUUAGUUCUGGUUCAGAUUGGAAUGCCAGGGUUUCUGCAUUUAACUAUCUUCGCUCAUUACUCCAGCAAGGCCCUAAAGGAGUCCAAGAAGUUACACAAAGUUUUGAGAAAGUAAUGAAGUUAUUUUUCCAACACUUGGAUGAUCCCCAUCAUAAAGUGGCACAAGCAGCUCUUACAACACUAGCAGAUGUCAUUCCGGCUUGUAGAAAACUAUUUGAAAGUUAUAUGGAGAGAAUAUUACCUCAUGUGUUCUCUCGGUUAAUUGAUCCAAAAGAAUUAGUAAGACAACCAUGCUCGACAACUUUAGAAAUUGUUGGUAAAACCUACGGUGUUGAUUCACUGCUGCCAGCUUUGCUUCGGUCAUUAGAUGAACAACGAUCCCCAAAGGCAAAAUUGGCUGUCAUAGAGUUUGCUAUCAUUUCGUUCAAUAAACAUGCUAUGAACCCUGAGGGUGCUGGGAACAUUGGCAUCUUGAAAUUAUGGCUUGCUAAAUUAGCACCAUUGGUGCAUGACAAAAAUACAAAGCUAAGAGAAGCAGCGAUAACAUGCAUUAUAUCUGUCUAUUCUCAUUUUGAUUCAACAUCCGUUUUGAAUUAUAUUCUUAGUUUAUCUGUCGAAGAGCAAAAUUCUUUAAGACGAGCACUUAAGCAACAUACACCUCGUAUAGAAGUUGACUUGAUGAAUUAUCUGCAACAGAAGAAAGACCGACAACGUUCGAAAUCCUCCUAUGAUCCUUACGAUAAUGUUGGUACCUCUUCUGAAGAAGGAUACAUUGCAGUGUCAAAGAAGACUCCCUUAUUCGGAAGGUAUUCUGGUAGUUCCAUCGACAGUGAUGGUGGUAAGAAAUGGGGAUCAGGUUCUGCCCAAGAUUCUACCCAAAUCAGUAGCCGGGCAGCACCUGAUGGAAGUGAGGAUAAUCUGUAUAUUGGAUCCAAUAACGGUGUACAUAAUAUAAACGCUAAGGAUGCAAAGUGGUCAGACUAUUUAGAAAACAAUGCUGACAUGGAGGCUCCUUCAACACCUCGUCUCAAUGGACUCGCUAGCUCUGAUAGCCAGCAUGUUGCAGUUAACCGUAAUGUUGAUAUUGAGGGUGCACCUGAUUUGGAACUUAGUCUUUCAAAACUUGCAGCUUUAAAGAUUAAUUCUUCUCCUGAAACUAGACCAAGCAUCCCUCAAAUUCUUCAUCUAAUUUCUAAUGGGACAGAUGACUGUGAUACGACAACCAAGCGUACUUCCCUUCAACAGUUGGUUGAUGCUUCUGUUGCCAAUGAUUCUUCAAUUUGGACAAAGUAUUUUAACCAAAUUUUAAUGGUUGUACUCGAGGUGUUGGAUGAUCCCGAUUCAUCAAUUCGGGAGCUUGCUCUUUCAUUAAUAGCUGAAAUGCUGAAGAAUCAGAGAGAUGCUAUGGAAGAUUCUGUUGAAAUUGUAAUUGAAAAGUUACUAAAUCUUACGAAGGACACAAUUCCAAAAGUAUCAAAUGAAGCAGAACAUUGUGUAACUGUUGUUCUGUCUCAGUAUGAUCCUUUUAGAUGUUUGAGUGUUAUUGUCCCAUUAUUGGUUACUGAAGAUGAGAAAACUCUUGUUACAUGUAUUAACUGUUUGACUAAGCUUGUGGGCAGGCUUUCCCAAGAGGAACUAACUACCCAGUUACAGUCUUUUUUGCCUGCUCUUUUUGAUGCUUUUGGUAACCAAAGUGCCGAUGUUCGCAAGACUGUUGUUUUCUGUCUGGUAGACAUCUACAUAAUGCUUGGAAAAGCUUUCUUGCCACAUUUGGAAGGCCUUAACAGUACACAGUUGCGGUUAGUAACGAUAUAUGCGAACCGUAUUUCACAAGCAAGAACGGGAACUCCUAUCCAAGACUAGUGGUGGAAUAGUGAUAAAAUAGUGGAUGAGUACGUUUUGGUUCGUUAAUUUGCUUGUGAAUCUUGUAUAUUUGUAUGGUGUGUGAUGCGUGCAUUCGAUCAAAGGCCGGGGCUAGUUUUUUUUUUUUUUAUUUGUAUGGCUUCAUUUUUGCCCCUUUUUAUUGAUUUUUUUAACACUUAGUUUGGUUGGAGUUGAGGGAAGUGUGGUUUUGUGGAAAAUGAUUUAAACACUAGUUAAAUUGUAUCUUCAUGGUUUUUGUGUCCAUAAUAUAUAUUUUGGUUCUUGCCA
Messenger RNA from Erigeron canadensis, 4779 nucleotides. RefSeq names its product CLIP-associated protein. Gene Ontology annotation, biological process: microtubule cytoskeleton organization. Gene Ontology annotation, molecular function: microtubule binding. NCBI's taxonomy places the organism in Eukaryota, Viridiplantae, Streptophyta, Magnoliopsida, Asterales, Asteraceae. The record is from RefSeq and is a predicted model, not a curated record. The transcript is spliced from 21 exons. Gene Ontology annotation, cellular component: cytoplasmic microtubule. The coding region runs from base 238 to 4491 and encodes 1417 amino acids.